GUACUUGUUGGCGAACGGGGCAGACCCAAAUAUUCCCGACGAGGAAGGCAACAGGUUGAUACAUUGGUGUGCCUUUUACGGUUCCGUCGAAAUGCUGGAAUCGGCGCUCGAAACCCGUUGCGAUAUCAACGUUCAGAACAAGAAAGGAGACACUCCGUUGCAUCUCGCAGCCAGGUGUAUGCAUUACGAAUGCGUGGACCUUCUGAUUAGUCGCGGGGCAAAUUUGGACCUUCGGAAUUGCAAGGGAUCGACCCCUCGGGAAACCGUGGGAAAUGAUCGGAUGUGUUCUUUGUCGGGUUUGUUGGGUCUCACUGAGGUGCUGAGUUCGGAUGCUGUGGAUUUGCGGAAAGAUGAAGAUGUUGGAAAUGCUUUAGUGAGUGCGGAUCAUCCCGUGCCUUCGGUUUCUUGCAAUGCCGUGCAGAUAAUGCCCGUGAAGUUGCCAACUUUCCGAUCGAAUGGAACGCAACGAGAAUCGGAUAUUGAUCGGUUUUUGUUUCAACAGAUGGAGCUUACCUUGUGGAAUGUAGGCCUUCCUGCAAUUGCGAUCCGAUCCUAUGCAAUAACAAACUUGUACACACCGAGCUCAGAAAUAAAGUCCAAGUACGCCGGAGAAUGCGUGAUGAAAGAAGACGCCUUGAAACGAUGUGAUCUCACGUAUACGUUGCAGUUUGCGAACGAGAAAUUUUUGUGGAUCGACGCGAAAGAAUUCGGCAAUGUGGCUAGGUUUAUUAAUCAUUCCUGUGAACCUAAUUUGAUGGUGAUCCCGGUUCUCCGGGGAAGUGGAAUGGUGAAAUUUGUUGCUGGGCUCUUUGCGUUGAGGGAUAUCCGAGCCGGAGAAGAGCUUACGAUGGACUACGGCAGCCAUGUUCUGGAGCAGCGGGAUUUUGAAUGUCAAUGUGGAUCUCGUUCAUGUGUAUCUCUGAGAGAACUCUUGCCCGACGCGAAUGCUUCUUGAAGACGAAUUUCGACCUAACGUCGUUACGUUGCUGGGGAAACGUCCGAUCAAUUCGACUUAUUUUCGUUCACGUCCAUGCGUUUGGUGCUGGAUUCUGAUCAGUUUUAUCUGCUCUCUUCUGUUUUUUUUGAAUUUCUGUAAAUUAUCUGAAAUGUUUUCGGAAAGCGAUGGUCAGUCGUCAGGUUUUAUUGCGCAGGAGAUGAUUUUGAGUAAUUUUAGUCAUGAACGAAUGUCGCGAUGAGUCUUUGGGUUAAGGAUUCUCCAUAUAGGUAAUUCAUUAAAUGGUUCCUAGCUCUGUCUUCGGACAUGCCUAUGAAUAAUAAACCUUACCCCAAGGUUAAAGUCGUCUUUAGCUAAGCCCUUGAUUCUCAGAAUUCAUUAACCCCUAUAUUUUUACGCGAAAUAUUUUUGCUAUUGAUCCACAUUUAUGCUUUGAAGAAUCUCAGAACGUUCGACUUCCGAAUUAUUCAACAAAAAUGUCUGACCUUGAUUCCUGUAAUGGGGCAUACCUGGCGGAUGAUCGCAAAAUUUAUCAGUAUUCCUCGCUCUGUAAUUGCUUUUUUUAUUAUGGUCAUCGUUGUUCGUUGCGCUUGGUUUGAGUUUAAAAUCGUUUAAUUCGUCGACGAAGCAAAAACAUGUUCGUAAUUUUAAUUCUGGCGCUUUCGUAUUACAUUAAUAUUUCAUUUAUCUAACUCCUGCUUUGAUUAUUUGUAACGGGUCGUUCAAUUUUUUUUCAAUGCCGCAUUUUGGUUAAACUUUUCAUCUUUGCUGCGUUUUUUUGUACCGAUUCGUUUUAAAUAGAAAUGUUUUCAGGCAAA
Molecule: messenger RNA, 1773 nt
Organism: Notodromas monacha
Lineage: Eukaryota; Metazoa; Arthropoda; Ostracoda; Podocopida; Cyprididae
Source: the annotation of a GenBank genome assembly